Messenger RNA from Closterium sp. NIES-65, 1572 nucleotides. The record is from the annotation of a GenBank genome assembly. NCBI's taxonomy places the organism in Eukaryota, Viridiplantae, Streptophyta, Zygnematophyceae, Desmidiales, Closteriaceae.
AUGUCGCGCCGGAUGCGGGGGUGUAUUUUCAAGUUUUUUUUGUCCGACAGGCUUGGUAUUGCGUGUUACAACGCCGGAACGCAACAGCUGGUGACGACGGAAACCUGGGAAGAGUCAGCGUCAGGAGAAUUUCCAACUAUACAGCUGUUAAAAUUCCAGGAGCAGCCAACAGUCAUAAUCGCAAGCACUAAAUCAGACAAGGCCUUUCUUAAUGCCUUGACAACACCAGUUGAGGAAGGUGGAAGCAUUUUUUUUGUGAAGACUGUUAAAAGCAACCUUUUCAGUUAUGAGCACGCUCAGAACAGACUUACGUUCUUACAGUGGAGCGGCAUGCCCCAGGGGUUGAAUGCAACUCAGAGGUUGCAACUUCUCAACACCAAGAUCAGGCUGGAGGACGAUGUGCAAGUCAGAGCACUGGGUGCUCUGCUCACGGUACUUCAGCACGAAAUGAUAUUGGACAAUGUUGAGGUCACUGACAAUGACGGAGACUCUACUUCUCUUGGAGUUCGGAUAGGCAGCAUUUCCCAACUGAAUUUGUACGUCAAUAAACACGACUUCAUUAUCUUAAAAAAAACUGUUUCUAACCUCUUUCCUCUUGUUUUUCCUUUUCUUAACAGAGAUGGUUUUUUGUCAGUGGACGCGUGGACCCUAAACAGCUUGCAGAUAUUUCAGAGCGACAAGCAUCCCAGCCCUAUGGGCAUCGGCAAGACUAAAGAAGGAUUCUCUGUGUUUGGAUUGCUGAAUAAGUGUGUGACAGCUGGAGGACGAAGCAUGCUUAGGAUGUGGUUUCUGCGCCCAAUUGUGGACUUGCAAGUGAUUCAAGAUCGACAUCAAGCAAUAUCAUUCUUGUCAUCCUUUUCCGAGCUGCUCACAUCUCUGCACUCUUUCCUUCAACAUGUGAAGGACAUUCCAAAACUGUUGAUGAAGUUGAAAUCAGCAACCACAAUCGUUACCCGUAAGGACUGGCUUCAGCUACUUGAGUCUGUGAGCUACCUGCUUGAAGUCCGCGAAGUGUUUGAAGUUACUGUAGCACAGUGGCAAGCUGAGAAAAGUAGCAACUCUGCCUUUCCCCUUAUCCCAAAGGGAACUUUAGUUGCAGAUGGUGUAGGUCUCCUUUGCUCCACACUUGGGUUCAUGGCAGCUCAACCGAUUCCACCCAAGCUACUGGUUUGCACCCACUUCAGCGAAAUCAUGAAUCAAAACCUCCUGAAUCCUUCUGCACAAAUUACAUUCUGCACCAUGGCUAUAUUGGAGCAACCUGAAACUGUUGAAGGGUCAAACGAAAUCACAUUUCUGUACCGCCUUAAACCUGGCCGUAACCUAGACAGCCAUGGAAUACACUGUGCUCGUCUAGCAGGACUUCCUCCAGCCGUGCUUGAACGCUCUCGUGAAAUCCAAUCCAAGAUUCAGGCGGGAAUACCUGUUGAAAGGCUGUCUAAUGCUCGCACAUCUGGGAGGGAUAAAUGCUACAAGAACCUUGUGGACAGGCUACUCAGCUAUGACUUCAACUCUGCAAAUGCGAAGGACUUCAUUUCAACAUUGCCCCUUACAAUCCAGGCCGAGCCGGUCUGA